AGGUUUGUCGUAAAACUACUUUGCAACAUUAGCAACAAACACGAUGAGUACCGCAGUAUCUCUUAGGCGCAACAGUGACGAUCUAUGGAGCGACGCAGUUGCGCAGCUCAAUGAAGAGCUGAGAAAUAUCAUCGACUUCGACCGUCUGGGAAAGCGAGAGAUCGUUUCCGAGCUGCUCAAACAGGCAAAUAUCAGCAUCCAGCACUGCGAAGACAGAGCCUGGACGUUCGCGAGGGGGAAGAGCGGCGAGACGGUCAUUGUUAGAGACGUCCUCGGCAAAGUAGUGAAAUGGAUUGACCACUUCAAGCAGAUCGGAGACAUUGCAGUACAGUAUGAUCCUGGCCACGCCGCUCUGCCGUGGGCUGGCGUUCGGUUUUUACUCGAGAUCGCCACCAAGGAUGUCAAGACCUUCGCUUCCGUUGUCGAGCAUAUACCGUUGAUAGCGGAGCUCAUCUGUCGCAGUGCGCUUAUUGAGGAACUCCUACUGCGGUCCUCCCUAUCGCCGACGGCGGACGAGCUGCGGCAAGCGCUGGUCCUCCUCUACGUGAGGGUUAUGGACUAUCUCGCUCGUGCGAGGGCAUACGUUCUUCAGCGUAGUGCCAAGCGUGUCCUGAAAAGUUUUUCGCUGGCAACCUCAGAUCUCGACGAGUCCUUCAACGCCAUCGGCGGUGCCCAGGAAAACGUUGAUCGGUGUUUCAACUUAGCAAGCGUUCAAGCCAAUCUCGAGAGACAUGAAGAGCUUAAGAGUAUCCUCGCAAAUUUUCAGGCUCCAUUGAACCGCUGGAGCGAGCAGUUGACGAAAAUCACGGACGAUCUUGACGGAAAAAAGAGAACCGAUGUUCUGCACUGGCUGUCUGCCGAGCCAUACCUCCAACACCAUGAACAAGCGAAGGAAGGUAUGCUCGAGGGAACCGGGCAAUGGCUUCUCUCGGACCCUGUCUUUUUGAGAUGGAAGGGAGAGAGUGCCUCCUCCAUACUCUGGCUUCACGGCAUUCCGGGGUCUGGUAAGAGCAAACUUGUGUCUGCUGUCGUUGAAGACGCCCUGAGAGCAUACCUAGAUAACCGGGGGCCCCAAAGUCCACCUCCAGCGUACUUCUACUGCUCUCGCAACCCCGCUGAACCCGGACGUUCCGAUCCCAAAGAAAUCCUAGCAAGCAUUGCUCGUCAGCUCUCUUGUGUCGGACCCGGCCUUCCACUACUCCCGCCGACAGUGGCAGAACAUAGAAAGCGCGAGAGAGAAGCCUUCGCCAAUAAGUCACUACGGCUCCAAGAGAGUCGUGAUCUUAUCUUACAGUUGGCCAAGCACUACCCUGUGGUAAUCAUCGUGAUAGAUGCCCUCGACGAAUGCAACCCAGCUACGCGGCGCCAAUUCCUGAUCGCAAUGGAGUCUAUCGUUAGGGAUUGUUCCAGCCUCGUCAAGAUAUUCGUCUCUAGUCGUGACGACCAAGACAUUGUCUACAAGCUCCAGGAUUACCCCAAUCUUGAGCUGUCAUCAGACAAGAACCGGGACGACAUCGCCAAGUUUGUUGAAUCCGAGACGAAUUCCAUGAUCGAGAGCGGAACUAUGCUGCGAUAUAGCACAAGCAAAGAAGAACUACGGCAGAAAAUCAUCAAAGAGGUCACCAGCGGUGCGCACGGCAUGUUCCGCUGGGCUGCCCUGCAGCUGCAAGCAUUGUGCGACCUUAGCUCCGAUGCCGCGAUUCGCGAAAGGGUAGGGCGUCUACCGCCUACACUUGAAGAUCUUUAUCGGGAAUCCCUCGAGAAGCUCAACAACUACCACGCUGAAGCCGACCGCAAAUACGCAAGGCGUAUCCUUGGGUGGCUUCUCUGUGCCCGCAGAAAGCUCAGCCUGGAUGAAUUUCUUACCGCCGUCUCGAUUGCGGUGCCAUCAGGCGGUCUUCUACCCAAAGAACAAGUCUUGAGGCUCUGUCACAAUCUCGUCAUUUUCGAUCAGGCGCUAGACACCUUCCGUUUCGCACAUCUCUCGGUCCGAGAAUUCUUGGAGAAACAGGCCGCAUAUGCUCCCUCUUUGAUCAACGCCUGGGCGGCAGAAGCUUGCCUCCUGACGUUGAUUCGUCGCGUCGACAAUAAACCGUCAACUCACCUCCCUUCAGAGUGGCAGUAUCACCUUGACCGGACCAACAGAAUGGCCUCGUACGCAAAUACAUAUUGGGCGCCACAUUGCCAGGCAGCCGCCUCGCAAAGAAGUCGAAUCCAACUGAAAACACUCUUAUCUGGCUUCAUGUCGAGCACAAUAAGUCCGCGAUCACCAUUCUUUCUAUGGACUAUGCAAUUGAACGAUCUCUCAUGGGUUAUCGACUUCGAGGUUUGGGAAAGACUGCAAGAUUGCCGCAGUACGCUGCAGCCUUCACCGAUAUUCACCGCGUGUGCCUUUGACAUUUCUGAAGUGUUUGAACAAGUCAAAGAUGGCUUCGUGGAUGCUAGCCUCAGAAACGCUACAGGCAAGAGUUGUCAGCAUAUUGCUGCGCAAUAUGGAAGUUGCGGGGUACUGAGGAUACUAGUGGCAAUUCAAUCAAUUAAGAUCACCGGGGAGGUGGUCAAGGCUGCAGCCGGGAAUUGGCGGAAUGGGAAAGAGGUGAUGGCCCUUCUCCUUGAGAAGCGAGGAGACGAGGUCAAAAUCACAGAAGAGGUGGUCAAGGCUGCAGCCGGGAAUCGGCGGAAUGGGAAAGAGGUGAUGACCCUUCUCCUCGAGGAGCGAGGAGACGAAGUCGGAAUUACAGAGGAGGUGGUCAAGGUUGCAGCUGGGAAUGGGGGGAAUGGGAGAGAGGUGAUGGCCCUUCUCCUCGAGAAGCGAGGAGGCGACGUUAAGAUCACAGAGGAGGUGGUCAAAGCUGCAGCUAGGAAUGUGUGGAAUGGGAGAGAUGUGAUGGCCCUUCUCCUUGAGGAGCGAGGAGACGAGAUCGAGAUUACAGAGAAGGUGGUCAAAGCCGCAGCUAGGAAUGAGGGGAAUGGGAAAGAUGUGAUGGCCCUUCUCCUUGAGAAACGAGGAGGCGACGUCAAGAUCACAGAGGAGGUGGUCAAGGCUGCGGCCAGGAAUAGGAGAGAGGCGAUUGCCCUUCUCCUAGAGAAGCGAGGAGACGAAGUCGAAAUUACAGAAGAGGUGGUCAAAGCCGCAGCUAGGAAUUUGUGGAAUGGGAAAGAGGUGAUGGCCCUUCUUCUUGAGAAGCGAGGAGGCGACGUCGAGAUCACAAAGGAGGUGGUCAAGGCUGCAGCUGAGAAUAGAGGGAAUGGGAAAGAGGUGAUGGCUCUUCUCCUUGAGGAGCGAGGAGACGAGGUCGAGAUCACAGAGGAGGUGGUUAAGGCUGCAGCCAGGAAUCGGCGGAAUGGGAAAGAGGUGAUUGCCCUCCUCCUCGAGAAGCGAGGAGACGACAUCAAGAUCACAGAGGAGGUGUUCAAGACUAUAGCCGGGAAUAGGAGAGAGGCGAUUGCCCUUCUCCUAGAGAAGCGAGGAGACGACGUCGAAAUCACAGAGGAGCUGGUCAAAGCUGCAGCUAAUGUGUGGAAUGGGAAAGAGGGGAUGGCCCUUCUCCUUGAGAAGCGAGGAGACGACGUCGAGAUCACAGAGGAGGUGGUCAAGGCUGUAGCUAGGAAUGAGGGGAAUGGGAAAGAUGUGAUGGCCCUUCUUCUUAAGAAACGAGGAGGUGACGUCAAGAUCACAAAGGAGGUGGUCAAGACUGCAGCUGAUAAUAGAGGGAAUGGAAAAGAGGUGAUGGCUCUUCUCCUUGAGGAGCGAGGAGACGAGGUCGAAAUUACAGAGGAGGUGGUCAAAGCCGCAGCUAGAAAUGAGGGGGAUGGGAAAGAUGUGAUAGCCCUUCUCCUUGAGAAACGAGGAGGCGACGUCAAGAUCACAGAGGAAGUGGUCAAGACUGUAGCCAGAAAUCGACGAAAUGGGAAAGAGAUGAUGGCCAUUCUCCUCGAGAAGCGAGGAGGCGACGUCAAGAUCACAGAGGAGGUGGUCAAAGCUGCAGCUAGGAAUGAGUGGAAUGGGAAAGAGGUGAUGGCCCUCAUUCUUGAGAAGCGAGGAGACGACGUCGAGAUCACAGAGGAGGUGGUCAUGGCCGCGGCCGGAAAUGAAUAUUGUGGGGAUAAGAUCAUGGCAUUCCUUCUUCGCCAGCGGCUAUCUUCUGUCAGGGCCUCUAUUACGGCGGAGGUAUAUCUGACUGCAUCUGCGUGCGGCCAGCUCGCUGUGCUUGAUCUCCUCUCUCGUCAUUUCAGCCACUGUCCCAUUAAAGAGGAACUGGUUACAACCGCCAAGUUUUACCUGGCCGCCAAGAACGGAGACAUUCGGUUGAUCAAGAACUUCCUGGAUAAGAACAUCUACCCGGAUACAGCCAACAUCAGGGGGGAGACACCUUUAUGGAUUUCUGCAGCAAGGGGUCACACGGCAGUCGUCGACAUCCUUCUAAAGACGCAGAAAGUCAAUGUAAACACAAGAUCUGUUUCGGGGAGGUCACCAAUCUUUUGGCCAUCUGCCCGAGGUUUCGACAGAAUCGUAGCCAUGCUAAUAGACGCUGGAGCACGCGCGGACUUCGUCGACGAAGAGGGGCAAACGGCGAUAUCGAUGGCUAGGAAACAUGGCCACUGGGGUAUUGCCCAUCUCCUUGGUCGACUGGAAUCUGACGAAGAGGUGUACCGGUCGGCCGAUAAUAAAGAGAGCAUGUCAGCGACGGGAAGAGAAAACCAGUCAACAAAGGGUUUUGUCGACAAGUCGACCACUACAACCCGCAGUUGUAGACGAGUUUAUUGGGCUCUGGGGACUCUCAGCGCUUUGGUGUUAUUCCUCCUCGUCGGCUUUCAAGGAGUUCUGAAAACCUGUGAGUCCAGCAGGAGUUCGCCGGAGGAGGUGUGAAGAAGCCGGAUCAGCUUGUCCUCUGUUUCUGGGACGUCAAAGAGUGAAUGAAGGCUGCCCAGCGGUAAUGUAAUUGUCUCUUUUGGACUGGUACGAACUAUAAUUGCUCUGUUUUCGAUUUGCUAUACUUUAACCUGAGCCGGCUCCAGGCGAGAAAGUCC
Messenger RNA from Parathielavia appendiculata, 5031 nucleotides. RefSeq names its product ankyrin. Gene Ontology annotation, molecular function: protein binding. NCBI's taxonomy places the organism in Eukaryota, Fungi, Ascomycota, Sordariomycetes, Sordariales, Chaetomiaceae. Bases 44 to 4870 code for a protein of 1608 amino acids. The record is from RefSeq and is a predicted model, not a curated record. The transcript is spliced from 8 exons.